Messenger RNA from Aspergillus steynii IBT 23096, 1488 nucleotides. Its product is annotated as putative MFS multidrug transporter. Gene Ontology annotation, molecular function: transmembrane transporter activity. The record is from RefSeq and is a predicted model, not a curated record. Gene Ontology annotation, biological process: transmembrane transport. The transcript is spliced from 2 exons. The coding region runs from base 1 to 1488 and encodes 495 amino acids. NCBI's taxonomy places the organism in Eukaryota, Fungi, Ascomycota, Eurotiomycetes, Eurotiales, Aspergillaceae.
AUGACCUCUAAUAAUCAAACCCCGCCACCCCUAGCUGCGGUUACGGAACUGCCUUUCAGUAUAUUCGAUAGGAAGCAAAAGGCUUUGAUAGUGCUCCUUGUUUCGACUGCAGCGACUUUUUCGGGCUUUGCGUCGAAUAUUUACUUCCCGGCACUGUCAACCAUUGCUAGUGAUCUUAAUGUCUCUGUUGAACUCGUCAACCUGACUGUUACCUCAUACCUUAUCUUUCAGGGCCUUGCACCAAGCCUCUGGGGUCCGAUUUCCGACGUAAGAGGUCGCCGAGUAGCAUAUACCUGCACAUUUAUUGUCUUCUUCGGUGCAUGUAUUGGUCUGGCACAGACGAAGAAUUACGCCACCCUUAUUGUUCUCAGGUGCCUCCAGAGUACAGGCAGUGCGAGUACAAUUGCCAUUGGCUCUGGUGUUAUUGGCGAUAUCACUACUCGUGCUGAGCGCGGCGGUUACAUGGGAAUCUUCCAGGCGGGUCUUCUCGUGCCUGUUGCCGUAGGACCUGUCAUCGGAGGCGCAUUAGCAGGAUCCCUAGGAUGGAGAUCCAUAUUUUGGUUCCUUACUAUCUAUAGUGGUGUUUUUCUGAUCCUCCUUGUGAUCUUGCUACCCGAAACACUUCGAUCGGUCGUUGCGAACAGUAGCCGAACACCCUCGAACCCCUUCACUCGAUAUCCGUUGACGGGGUACCAAAAAUGGACCAGCAUCCAGUGGAAACAAGAGGAAGAGCCAUCUCAUCCUGCACCUCGGAAGGAGAUUGACGUGACCGGACCUCUCCGCAUUCUCAUCAGCAAGCUCGCAGCUCCCAUCAUCAUAUACCUCGCCAUCUACUAUAGUGUCUGGCAAAUGAGCAUCACGGUCAUGUCUACCCUUUUUAAGGAUCGCUACGGACUUAGCGAAAUCCAAAUCGGUCUCACGUUUAUCGCCAACGGAGUAGGAUCGAUGGUCGGGACGCUUGUGACCGGUAAGAUCCUAGAUGCAGACUACCGUCGCGUCAAGCAGAAUUUUGAAUCAUCUUUGAGUGACAUCGAAACUGAGCCCAACUCUUCGGGCGCUGGAAUAGAUCGGGAAGAAGAAUUCCCGCUGGAAAAAGCCCGCCUUCGACUGGUUCCAAUUUUCUCUCUCCUGCAAUGCAUCUCGAUCAUUCUCUUUGGUUGGACCAUUCAAUAUCCCGAUCGUGUUCACAUUGCCGUUCCCAUCGUGUCGACUUUCAUCACCGGAUGGACGGCGGUUUCCACGCAGUCCCUGAUUAUGACCUAUCUUGUGGAUGUUUUCCCUACUAGGAGUGCAGCGGCAAGUGCCAGUCUGAACCUGGCCCGGUGUCUGUUUGCUGCCGGAGGGACCAGCUUCAUCAUGCCUAUGGUCAAUCGCAUUGGGGUUGGGGUAGCAUUUACGGUCUGCGUGGCUGUACAGUUCGUGGCGUUGAUCGGCCCGCUUGUGCAGUGGAAGUUUGCGGCAGACUGGAGAAGGCAGGAAAGGUCCUAA